This is a messenger RNA of Amblyraja radiata (thorny skate), 1991 nucleotides long. It is a transcript of the gene snx6, whose product is annotated as sorting nexin 6. The transcript is spliced from 15 exons. The record is from RefSeq and is a predicted model, not a curated record. The coding region runs from base 87 to 1415 and encodes 442 amino acids. Gene Ontology annotation, molecular function: phosphatidylinositol binding. Gene Ontology annotation, biological process: retrograde transport, endosome to Golgi. NCBI's taxonomy places the organism in Eukaryota, Metazoa, Chordata, Chondrichthyes, Rajiformes, Rajidae. Gene Ontology annotation, cellular component: endosome.
CGCGCCCAGGAGCCACUUCCUCCUCCCUCUUUGUUGUGUCACGGGCUUCCCUGCGCGUCACGUGACUCCGGCUCGCCUGCGCAGCCAUGAUGCAGGAAGAUUUGGACGAUGGCCCCGAUUUUCUUUCAGAAGAAGACAGAGGACCUAGACCAAUCAAUGUGGAUCUUCAAACAGAUGGCACUCUUCAGGUUGACAUUUCUGAUGCUCUUAGUGAAAGAGAUAAAGUUAAAUUUACAGUUCACACAAAGAGUACCCUCCCUAAUUUCAAACAAGAUGAAUUUUCUGUAGUUCGUCAGCAUGAAGAAUUUGUCUGGCUUCAUGAUGCUUUUGUUGAAAAUGAAGAGUAUGCUGGCUAUGUGAUCCCACCAGCACCUCCAAAGCCUGACUUUGAUGCUUCAAGAGAUAAACUGCAGAAACUUGGGGAAGGAGAAGGAUCAAUGACGAAGGAAGAAUUCACAAAGAUGAAACAAGAACUUGAAGCUGAGUACCUGGCUAUAUUCAAGAAAACUGUUGCCAUGCACGAAGUAUUCUUGUGUCGUGUAGCUGCACAUCCAGUUCUACGAAAUGACUUAAACUUUCAUGUAUUCUUGGAAUAUAAUCAAGAUCUGAGUAUUCGAGGAAAAAAUAAAAAAGAGAAACUGGAAGAUUUCUUUAAGAAUGUGGUAAAGUCGGCUGAUGAAGUUCUUGUUGCGGGUGUUAAGGAUGUUGAUGAUUUCUUCGAGCACGAGAAAACCUUUCUCCUAGAAUAUAAUAACAGAAUAAAGGAUGCAGCUGUCAAAGUUGACAAAUUGACAAAAUCACAUAAAAGUGUGGCUGAUGACAACAGUAGAAUUAGUUCAAUAUUGUACUCCUUAGGAACGCAAGACUCAACAGAUUUAUGCAAAUUUUUCUUGAAGUUAUCAGAAUUAUUUGAAAAAACAAGGGCCAAAUGCCCCCAUCCAAGAAUCCAGCUGAUGAACCUUGGUUGCAUAAAGACCAAACCUGUAUUAUUUCAGAUGCAGGUCUCACCAGGGCCUUGUAUAAUUCCAAAAAUAGAAGCACGAGUAUCAGCAGAUGAAGACCUAAAGCUUUCUGAUCUUUUGAGGUAUUACUUAAGAGAAUCGCAAGCUGGUAAGGACCUCCUUUAUAGACGAGCAAGGUCUUUGGUGGAUUAUGAAAAUGCAAACAAGCUGUUGGAUAGAGCAAGAGCUAAGAACAAAGAUGUCCUUCAAGCUGAGACCAACCAACAGUUCUGCUGUCAAAAAUUUGAGAAGCUGUCAGAGUCGGCAAAGCAAGAGCUUAUAGACUUCAAAACUCGAAGAGUUGCAGCAUUUCGAAAAAACCUUGUAGAAUUGGCAGAACUGGAACUAAAACAUUCCAAGGGACACUUGCAAUUGCUGCAGAGUUGUCUAGCAGCACUCAAGGGGGACAGUUAACUAUUUUAUGGUUGUUGUAUUAACAAGGGCUGUGUAUAUCGACUCUACAAGGAGAUCACUUGGUAAGCUUUCAUGGUUCCAUAAAGAAGAUUGACUGCAAGAAGGCUCUUUAUACAGCAGAAGUAAACAGCAUUUUUGCAUCUGACGAGAAAAGAGAAAACUUGUAUCAAGAAAUCCCAUUCUGAGAUGCCAUAUAAUAUGUCACUUGCAUUUGAUUGUCCAGAAAUCAAAAUAUUUUCAUUUGCCAAUAUCUUAAAUAUUAUUGUACAUUUAAUUACCAACUAUAUUCAUUUUUACAAUAUCAAAGGCACAAUUUGGAUGUUUUUUUAAAUAAAGGUAAAAAUAAAAUGCAAUACCAUUAAAUGUAUUCCAUAUAGUCAAGUGCAUUGUUUGGCAUUUAGUGCUUUUCCAACAACUUUAUGACAAUUAGUCUUCAUUUUUUAUAUUGGUAACAUUUAUCUUCAACUAAAAAUGUUAAAACUGAAUAUAAUUUCUAAAUUUAAUGUAUAUCUGCCUUAAACUCAGAAUAAUUCCUAAUCAUUGUAUAAUAAACAAGUACACUAGAGAAUGUUUAAA